AUCUCAGUUUCCCCGUGCUGCCGUUGCAACGAGUAUAAAUAUCGUUUCAUUACAUGUCCUUAUUUCCUUCUUAGAAAAUGCGGAGUGGCUUUUAGGUCAUUCUCUCUUUCUCUCCCUAUUCCUCUCUAUUUCCUUCUCGUAACUCUCCUCGUUUGUAUACAAAGAAACCCUCGGAUCAAUGGCGAAACCCUCGAAAUCGCAGGUUUCAUCCGAUGAGGCCUUAUCGAAUGGCUCAAACUCCUCCGAGGAAGAGCAACUGAACGAUCAGAUCAACGACGAAGAGGACGAGGAGGAGCUUGAAGCGGUCACGAGGACUGCCGUCUCUGAGGACGAGGAUGAAGAAGCCGCUGACGGGGGCAACUCGCCUGCCACAGAAGACGAUGCUGCCGGCGAUAGCAGCGACGGCGAGGAAGACGAGGAGGAUGGAAAUGCUGUGGGUGGCACUGAAAUUAGCAAGCGUGAAAAGGCCAGGCUUAAAGAAAUGCAGAAGAUGAAGAAACAGAAGAUCCAGGAAAUAUUGGAUGCUCAAAAUGCUGCUAUUGAUGCCGAUAUGGUGUGUUUGUCAUACAUACUUGAAAGACUCAUUUUCCUACAUGUUGUUGGCUUUGGUGUAUUCAGUCUAUUGAGUGUGAUGGCCAUAAUCAUUAAUGCCUAUUUUAAUCGGCAGAACAAUAGAGGGAAGGGACGCUUGAAGUAUCUCUUGCAGCAGACAGAGAUUUUUGCUCAUUUUGCCAAGGGUGAUCAAUCCACAUCUCAGAAAAAGACAAAGGGAAGGGGUCGCCAUGCAUCAAAAGUGACUGAAGAGGAAGAAGAUGAAGAGUGCCUGAAAGAGGAAGAAGAUGGUUUAUCUGGGACAGGAAACACGCGGCUGGUGACACAGCCCUCAUGUAUUCAGGGAAAGAUGAGAGAUUACCAACUUGCUGGCCUAAACUGGCUCAUACGGCUGUAUGAGAAUGGCAUCAAUGGAAUCCUCGCAGAUGAAAUGGGUCUGGGUAAAACAUUGCAAACCAUUUCUUUAUUGGGUUAUCUGCAUGAGUUUAGAGGAAUAACUGGUCCCCACAUGGUUGUUGCCCCAAAAUCGACUCUUGGCAACUGGAUGAAUGAAAUUCGACGUUUUUGUCCAGUUCUGCGUGCUGUGAAGUUUCUUGGAAAUCCUGAUGAAAGGAGGCAUAUACGUGACAAUUUACUGGUUGCUGGGAAAUUUGAUGUCUGUGUCACUAGUUUCGAGAUGGCCAUCAAAGAGAAAACUACAUUGCGACGCUUUAGUUGGCGCUAUAUCAUCAUUGAUGAAGCUCAUCGAAUCAAGAAUGAGAAUUCUCUUCUUUCAAAGACAAUGAGACUAUAUAGUACGAACUACCGCCUUCUUAUCACGGGUACACCACUUCAGAACAAUCUUCAUGAACUAUGGUCUCUUCUCAACUUUCUACUGCCCGAGAUAUUUAAUUCAGCUGAGACUUUUGAUGAAUGGUUCCAAAUUUCUGGAGAUAAUGACCAGCAGGAGGUUGUUCAACAGCUUCAUAAGGUCCUCCGGCCUUUCCUCCUUCGGAGACUGAAGUCAGAUGUUGAGAAAGGCUUGCCUCCAAAAAAGGAAACAAUACUUAAAGUAGGCAUGUCUCAAUUGCAGAAACAGUUCUACAGGGCUUUACUACAAAAAGACCUUGAAGUUGUUAAUGCUGGUGGAGAACGCAAACGUCUUUUGAAUAUUGCAAUGCAACUGCGUAAAUGCUGCAAUCACCCAUAUCUUUUCCAAGGUGCUGAACCUGGACCUCCUUAUACGACAGGAGAGCACCUUAUUACGAAUUCUGGUAAGAUGGUUCUUUUGGAUAAGCUACUUCCAAAGCUAAAAGAGCGUGAUUCUAGGGUUCUAAUAUUUUCACAGAUGACAAGGUUGCUGGACAUUCUUGAAGAUUACUUGAUGUUUCGAGGAUACCUGUAUUGUCGAAUUGAUGGAAAUACAGGGGGAGAAGAUCGUGAUGCCUCCAUUGAUGCAUUUAAUAAACCCGGAAGUGAGAAAUUUGUGUUCUUACUGUCAACUAGAGCUGGAGGUCUUGGUAUCAAUCUUGCUACUGCAGAUGUUGUCAUCCUUUAUGACAGUGACUGGAACCCCCAAGUUGAUUUGCAAGCACAAGAUCGUGCUCAUCGGAUUGGUCAAAAGAAAGAAGUUCAAGUGUUUCGAUUCUGCACAGAGUAUACCAUCGAGGAAAAGGUGAUUGAGAGAGCUUAUAAAAAAUUGGCACUCGAUGCUUUGGUGAUUCAACAAGGACGGUUAGCAGAGCAGAAAACUGUGAACAAAGAUGAGCUACUGCAAAUGGUCAGGUUUGGUGCUGAAAUGGUUUUCAGCUCCAAGGAUAGCACAAUUACGGAUGAAGACAUAGACAGGAUCAUUGCUAAAGGAGAAGAGGCAACAGCUGAGCUUGAUGCUAAGAUGAAGAAAUUUACAGAAGAUGCCAUCAAAUUUAAAAUGGAUGAUACUGCUGAGUUGUAUGAUUUUGAUGAUGAAAAGGAUGAGAACAAGUUUGACUUCAAGAAAAUUGUCAGUGAAAACUGGAUUGAGCCACCAAAAAGAGAGCGGAAGCGGAAUUACUCAGAGUCUGAAUACUUUAAGCAAACAAUGCGGCAAGGUGCUCCAGCAAAACAAAGAGAGCCUAGAAUACCGCGCAUGCCCCAGCUGCAUGAUUUCCAAUUCUUUAACACACAAAGGCUGAAUGAGUUGUAUGAGAAAGAAGUGCGGUACCUCAUGCAAACACAUCAAAAGAAUCAGUUAAAAGACUCCAUAGAUGUGGAUGAACCUGAAGACUUGGGAGAUCCCUUGACUGCCGAGGAGCAGGAAGAAAAGGAGAGAUUAUUAGAAGAGGGAUUUUCAUCAUGGAGUAGAAGAGAUUUCAAUACUUUCAUUAGGGCUUGUGAGAAGUAUGGCCGGAAUGAUGUAAAAAGUAUUGCUUCUGAAAUGGAAGGGAAGACAGAGGAGGAAGUUGAGAGAUAUGCAAAAGCCUUCAAAGAAAGAUACAAAGAAUUAAAUGAUUAUGAUAGGAUCAUCAAGAACAUUGAAAGAGGAGAGGCUAGAAUUUCUAGGAAAGAUGAGAUCAUGAAAGCAAUUGGGAAGAAGUUGGAUCGCUACAAGAAUCCAUGGCUGGAACUAAAGAUCCAGUAUGGGCAAAACAAAGGGAAGUUGUACAAUGAAGAAUGCGAUCGUUUUAUGAUAUGCAUGGUUCACAAACUUGGAUAUGGGAACUGGGAUGAGCUGAAGGCAGCAUUUCGCACUUCUCCCUUGUUUCGUUUUGAUUGGUUUGUAAAGUCUCGCACAACCCAAGAGCUUGCAAGAAGAUGUGAUACCCUCAUUCGAUUAGUGGAGAGGGAAAAUCAAGAAUUUGAUGAGAGGGAGAGACAGGCACGGAAAGAGAAGAAGCUUGCCAAGAAUAUGACACCAUCAAAGCGUGCCAUGGCAAGGCAGGCAACUGAGAGCCCGACCUCUGUAAAGAAACGGAAACAACUGUUGAUGGAUGACUACGUGAGCUCGGUGAGUUCAUCUUCUUGCUUUGUUUAAUGUGGCAUGAGUCUCUCUUAUGAGUUGACCAUCAAGUAACUGACUGCUUAAUGGUUCUCUUUGCAGGGCAAGAGGAGGAAAUGAUAUUUGAAUGAUCAAAAUUUCCAUUUUCUUAUAUUUUGUUAAGUUACAAGUAUCAUGGUAUGAAGUUGCAUUGGGGUUCUAUAAUUCUAUCAGAAUCUUCUCAUUUUCGUUUUGGAAUUGCUACCCAGGAUCAACAGAAGCCAUAAUCUCACUGAUGUGAGGGUUUAGGUGUAUUUAACUAUGUAGUAGUUAUAGUAAGAUGUAUAAAACGAGGGUAUUGAGGUUACUUUUGAAACCUCCAGUAUUUUGUUUAUUGGAGGGGAUUUUGGUUAGUCUGUUAACAAGCAAAUUGGCUUAGCUGUUCAGGAGGGUUAUACUUAAAAAGAUCCAACCUAUUCCUUGCAAACAUUGAUGCAGGGGACAUGUUUUAAAUCCAUGUAAUCUAGCAUGAAGUUUUAUGGUAAUGCCUAGAAGAUGAUAUAAACACAAUGUAUGACCACUGUAUUUCCACA
Molecule: messenger RNA, 4080 nt
Organism: Vitis vinifera (wine grape)
Lineage: Eukaryota; Viridiplantae; Streptophyta; Magnoliopsida; Vitales; Vitaceae
Product: ISWI chromatin-remodeling complex ATPase CHR11
Exons: 23
Coding region: 179-3544 (1121 amino acids)
Biological process (GO): regulation of transcription by RNA polymerase II; nucleosome organization
Cellular component (GO): nucleus; chromatin
Molecular function (GO): ATP binding; nucleosome binding; ATP-dependent chromatin remodeler activity
Source: RefSeq, a predicted model, not a curated record